Messenger RNA from Cajanus cajan (pigeon pea), 1037 nucleotides. Its product is annotated as tetraspanin-3. The record is from RefSeq and is a predicted model, not a curated record. NCBI's taxonomy places the organism in Eukaryota, Viridiplantae, Streptophyta, Magnoliopsida, Fabales, Fabaceae. Gene Ontology annotation, cellular component: membrane. Gene Ontology annotation, biological process: auxin-activated signaling pathway.
UUGGCAAUUACGUAUAACAUUAACAAAGAGGAAGUGGUAGCAGUAUAUAAUGGGAAGGGAAGGAGUGGUGAACUGAUUAAGAUCAAGGAAGAGAAGGUAAAAGAUGAGAAGCAGCAACCACUUGAUCGGUCUGCUAAACUUCUUGACCUUCUUGUUGUCAUUUCCAAUCCUUGGUGGUGGGAUAUGGCUGAGCAUAAGAGCCAACAACACUGAAUGCCUCAAAUUCCUUCAAUGGCCUCUCAUCAUCAUAGCACUCUGCAUAAUGGCCACUUCCCUAGCUGGUUUGACCGGUUCCUGUUACCGCAAUCCCUUCCUCAUGAUCCUCUACCUCGUUCUCAUGUUCUUCAUAAUCAUUCUUCUCAUCGGAAUCAUCACCUUUGCCUAUGCUGUCACGGACAAAGGGUCGGGGAGGGAGGUGCAGAAUCGCGUUUACUUGGAAUAUUACUUGCAGGACUAUGAGGGUUGGUUGGAGAAACGUGUGGCCAGUGAUAGAUAUUGGACAAAGGUUAGGUCUUGUGUUAGGGACUCUAAGGUUUGUGCUAAGCUUCGGAGAAAGGUGCCUCAAACUGCUGAUAUGUUCUACCACACAAACCUCUCUCCUAUUCAGUCUGGAUGUUGCAAGCCUCCAACAGAAUGUGGGUAUGCGUAUCAGAAUGAAACAAUGUGGAGCCCAGAAGGAGGAGUGAUUGGAACCAGUCCAGAUUGCAGUAGGUGGAGCAAUGACCAAAACUUGCUUUGUUAUGAAUGUGACUCUUGCAAGGCUGGUGUGUUAGCUACUCUCAAGAAAAGUUGGAGGAAGGUCUCUGUGAUUAAUAUUGUUUUGUUGAUUUCCCUUCUCAUUGUUUACGCCAUCGCUUAUAAAGCUUAUACAAACAAUCGCAAGAUAAAUAACUGCGAACCCUGCGGUGAAACAAGGAUGAUAAAAUUACAACCUAGUUAACAUUAAAGGGUGUGUUAUUAAGUGACAUAUCUCAAGUCUUAGAAUGAUUUUAUAUACCCUUGUAUCUCUAUGUUGCCAUCUGCUCCUGUGCCGAUGA